CUGGAGGUUGAGUUUUGCGACACAUCGAGGCCGUAUGCUGCUCUUUCCUACGCCUGGGGCAAUGACCCGGACACAGAGUGCAUUACUGUGAAUGGGUUACCGUUCAUGGCAAGAAAGAAUCUGUGUCUCUCUUUGCAACGGCUCCGAAAAGAGGACGAGGACAUUGUCAUCUGGGUCGACAGCAUCUGCAUCAACCAAGACGACAUGGUCGAGAAGGGCGUUCAGAUCGCGCAAAUGAAUAUGAUAUAUGGCGGAGCUACGCUCGUAACAAUCUGGCUAGGGGAAGAAUCUCCCUCUUCGGGAAUGGCGAUGUCCCUGUUGGACGACUGCACAACCCUUCUCAAGGAGGACGACAUCGUUCAGAGGAUCGUCCAAAACAAAACGGAAGCCCAGGCCUUAACAGAGCUAUUACAACGACCUUAA
Messenger RNA from Colletotrichum karsti, 423 nucleotides. RefSeq lists its product as uncharacterized. The transcript has a single exon. Lineage: Eukaryota; Fungi; Ascomycota; Sordariomycetes; Glomerellales; Glomerellaceae. The record is from RefSeq and is a predicted model, not a curated record.